Messenger RNA from Aspergillus sclerotioniger CBS 115572, 1403 nucleotides. RefSeq lists its product as uncharacterized. Lineage: Eukaryota; Fungi; Ascomycota; Eurotiomycetes; Eurotiales; Aspergillaceae. The coding region runs from base 249 to 1319 and encodes 356 amino acids. The transcript has a single exon. The record is from RefSeq and is a predicted model, not a curated record.
UACGCUAUUUUCCUCAAGGGCCUUGUCGGCUCCCACUAGGUGGAUUUAUUCUUCACGCCUGUGCUUCACCAUGGACCCCUCUAAACCCUUUGGAGGCCUUCGAAGCCAUUUUCUGAAUAUCAAAACACUCUUCAUUCAUCUCGACCAAAGUUAUUGACUUUUUUCGAGACUGCUUCACCUUUUCUCGUCCAUUGGUCUUAUUUGCAAAGAUUGUUCAGCUUCGGCAAGAGGACCCCUGUGUUGUCAAAAUGAGCAGUCAAAACAUGAACAAAAAGUCAUGGGAGUCUCUUUCUUCGACGUUCUCCCAGCUUGAAGUAUCGAUCUCUCAUGACAGUUGCUAUGCCUCGGAUGAGGUCUCUGUCACAUCAGCCAGUCAAUUGGGUGCCUCGGCCUUGGCGCCUGCAACUGGACCCUCUGUCGGUUUCGUUUUAAAGCCCAUCUUGAAAAGACCAUACUCGGAAAUUGAAGAGUCUGGGUCGGAGUCGGAGUCUGGCUAUGCUUCGGAAGCCUCAGACUCUGAAUAUGACGCGAUCUUCGAAGACAGUGAUGAUGACGACGAUGAUAUAUACUAUGUCUCUGGAUGGGACAAAGCAUCCAUAAUGUCUGAAUCAUGUGAUGAAGACGACGCGGAAUCCUUUGCCGGAUCUUUUAUUUCUUUCGGGCCUGUGGUUCGAUUUGACACAAAUAUACGCUACAUCGACGCCCCAGUUCUGGACGACGAAGGUUCUGAUGUCGAACUGACCUGUCAUGAGCUGAUGGAACGUGCACGAGCAUCUGGUACGCUCCGAUUCCAGGAGACAUGCGACCGUGUCGAGGACGAGGACGAAGACGACAGCUUGCCCGAGUCAAUGAGACAGCUUCCUGAAGAGCACCCUAGUGAUGUCGUUGACCUGGACAAGAGACUAUUCGUUGCCUACAUGAAUGGUAUGCACGAGAUCCCUGAUCGCAAAUACAGAUCUCGUCUUCACAAUCAGGCCAACGACUUCAGUAUGGGUCGCUUGGAGUCACCAUACCUGGACUUGGAAAGUGCCAGUGCCAAUGGGGCCUACUUUGACAAUGUGCUGAAUCAUGUCAUUGGGCUUUUCCGCAACAUCGUCGCUAAAGAGGAUUUCGGCGAACUUGCCAGUCUUAUCAACGAAGAAGCCCCUUCAGGACACCCUCUAGGCUCCAGCAGAAGUCAGGAGCUGCUGGCGAAGAUUGAGCAUAUUCUCGCGGAGAGACUAGCGUGUGACGCCAAUAUUGGGCCGGACGAGCUGAGCUUCUUUGCCAGCGGCGUCGCGUAUGCUUUGGAGAAUUGGAGAGAUUUCCUGGUACGCUAGAUAAAGGUUGAGAUCGUACAGCAGUUUGCUAUGAGGGAUGAAAACUACUGGAGACCCGAUCGGGCUCAGCAGAGAUUGAAUUUG